Molecule: messenger RNA, 520 nt
Organism: Zootoca vivipara (common lizard)
Lineage: Eukaryota; Metazoa; Chordata; Lepidosauria; Squamata; Lacertidae
Cellular component (GO): extracellular region
Molecular function (GO): hormone activity
Source: RefSeq, a predicted model, not a curated record
AUCCUGUUGAGACGGAAGCAGAGCACUGACUGAGGACUCCCAACAGUUCCAGGCAUGCACACCAAGGUACUUACCAGCCUGCUGCUGAUCACCUUCAUAGCCACAAGCCUUUUAAGAUCUGUGUCCACGUCCUAUCAGGGGGGUGGCAGGCUAAGCAGGCAAGCCAAGGCUGGACCACAACCGGAGAGGAUGCAGAGGAGCAGCAGUGGCGGUCCCAUCCGCAGGGAGUGGCCAGGACAUCUUUCUGAGGACCAGAAGGAUUUGGUCGCCCAGUUCCUGCCUUACCUCCGUACAGAAUUUGCUGGCAGAGUGCAGGACCCAGAGGCUCAUUACCCCAGCUGGAUGGACUUUGGACGGCGAAGCUCUGAGGACUUGGAAGGAGAGGCCUAAGUGACCCGUUUCCCAGGCCAAGCCAGGCGGGGAAGGAAGAGGCAGCGAUGCACAUUCUAAAUACAUUAUGAGCAUUUUGUAAAUGUCCAGACCCGUUCCUCUUGCGUGUCUGUGCCAAUAAAGCUGUGCC